UCAGCCGUCGAUAUUAGCAUUGAGAGGGAGAGAGAGAGAGAGAGUUUGGAGCCAGGAGGGUGCGCAUCAGCGCGCAUAGGUAUAUAAGUACACAGGCGCAAGUGAAGAGAGGAGGCUUGGCGACGAGCUCGCGCAGCGCGCAGCCCUCGUGUGCGUGCGUGUAUACCUAUCAUGCGAGAAAGCAUCGAGAAUGGCCGGGGCAGUAGCGCGUCCGAGGUGGGAGCAGCUCGCAGCGAGAACCGGCUUAUUUUCUCGGAGCUGGAAGCGGCGCCCUGAGCCCGCUGCAGCGCUAGCAUCGAGGACGAGACUAAGGAGGAAGAGCCGCGCGGGCUGCACCGGCAGCAGCAGCAGCAGCAGCCUGGUCUAGAGUCCAGGGGGACUAGUGAGCAGCGACAGGCACACCUUGCGUGUGUGCGCGCGCGUGUGUAUGUGCCUGUGUAUGUGUUGUACCCGCACGUAUACACCUACUUAUGUACUCUGUGCAGCGAGUCGUGCGUGCGUCUUGUUUUCUUUCUCUCCGCUGCAUGCGCGCGAGUGAGUGAAUGCGAGUGCGAGGAGUGAGAGCUGCGAGAGCGAGAACAUGGCAGAGGAGCUGCUGGUCACACUGAACCGCAGCGACUCCACGGGCUUCGGCAUCUCGCUGCUUCGCACCGCCGGACUGCCGCACGUCAUCUACGACGUCGUCGAGAACUCGCCCGCGGCCGACAGUGGCAAGGUCGAGGCUGGCGACGUUAUACUCAGGAUAAACGAAGUGGAUGUCAACCGUUUCAGCACUAAAGAAGUUCUAAAAUGUCUUCGGCUCUCCUCGGAUCCCGUGACGCUGAAGCUGCGAAGGGAUCCGGAAAUAAAAGCGCACGUCCAGAGGCUGCUGUCGACCAAGAUGAUCUCCGACGAGCUGGAGAUGAAGGAGAACGUACAGCGCAGCAAGUCCUCUUCGAUCUCGCCGGAGCUCUCGACUAGUUCUGCCCAACCACAGUCACAGCAGCAGCAGCAGCAGCAGCAGCAGCAGCAGCAGCAGCAGCAGGAACAACAGCAGACAGCCAGUUACAGCUCGCACUCGAGAAGCAAUGGCUCGUGCAGCGACGCUUCCGGCUCUUCGGAUCUCGAAGCUCUCAUACCCCAGCAGCAGCACGACAGUUUUAAGGAGGAGGAACGCGCCCAGUGGGAGCCGCUUGUCGCCGACAAGUUCUCUCGACAGAAGAAUCCACCUAGGUUCGAGGCGUAUAUGAUGACGGGUGACUUGAUGCUGAAUCUCUCGAGAACGCAGCAAAGCAGCGGUUUUCUGCCCAAGUACCAGCAGAAGAAGGUGGAUUCGUUGAGGUACAACAAUCACUACACCCACCAUCACCACCAUAACCAUCACAAUAACCACCACCACCAUAACUCGGUACCAACGAGCCCGAACGAGACACUGGCUCAGCGACGGAACGCCGGUGGCGGCGGUAGCGACGUAGGCGCUGGCGGAGGCAGCUCGAGCUCCGCGAGUAGUAGUCCCGUAGGUCUGAAUAAGCGUGAGGCUGGCCCCGGCGUCGCGGGCCAGCCCCAGCACCAGCACUCGCAGCAGCAGGCCGCGCCCAGUUUCGUGCGCACCUCCCGCUCCGAGGAUCACCUGCAAUUCCAGAAGGAUCCGUCCAUGUCGACCGUUGACAUCGACAUCGACGACGACGUCACGUCCUCGCUCAAUACCCUGCUGGACACGCGCGCCGAGAGUUGCGGUCCCGGACUCUCGAGCGAGCGCAUCGUCUGGACAUACAACGCUCCCGUCAGUUCCCACUCCUCAGAAGCCGGCUCUCGAUCCUCCUCCCAGAACUCGUCGGCCAACGGCUGCGCGGCCGAGCCCAGUCCCAGUCACAGCCACAGCAGCAGCUCGGGCUCUUCGACCGAGAGCACGAGCCCGCAGCGAUCCCUCUCACCCGCCUCCCCUACUUCCGUCUCUUCUUCCGUCAUGUCCUCCAACUCUGGCUCCCGUAGGUUCCCCACCGUACCAGCCUCGGCUCUGCAGACAGCACCGGUCUCGGCUUCCAACAACCCGUACCACCAGCAGCAGCUGCCGCACCAUCAUCAUCCGCAUCAGCAGCAGCAGCACCAGCAGUCUGGCUUCCUCGCCACAACUAACGGCGAUCUUAGUCAGUCUGAAGCUAUCAGCAACAUGUCCAGUCCCGAUUACAAUGACGAGGAGACCAUGGAUAUCCUGAGCGCGCGCGACCUCAUGAUGGUCAGUGAUCCUAGCGACAGCGAUUCGACAAUCCUGGCUAGUGAGCCACCACAGCGACAGCGUCUCAAGCAACACCAGCAGCAGCAGCAGCAACAACAACAACAACAACAACAACAACUGGACGAGCAGCACAGGAUAGUCAUUCAAGUAAAAGGUCCGGCGGAAAAGGAACGGCACGGGAGUCCGCGCCAGCAGACAAGGCGAACAGACCGAGCGCCGCCGGUCUGUUGCGGAAGUCAAGAAAGCAGAAACAACGGGAUCGAAUAUGCGGGCUAUCAGGAACUCGUGGACCUGGAAAAUGAGCGCGAACGGGGUGGCUGCUCCGGAUACGAUGAGCAGCGGGGGAGCGGCCCUUCGCCGCCGCAUUCUGCCGACGAAGAGAGCGACAUUGAGAGCCUCCACAGCUUCCACUAUAGUCCCAAGGCCGUGGAUCUGCCUUCGGCUAUCAGGCUAGCCAAAAGGCUCUAUUCUCUCGAUGGCUUCAAAAAGUCUGACGUCUCGAGACACCUGAGUAAAAACAACGACUUUAGCAGAGCUGUCGCCGAAGAAUAUUUAAGAUAUUUCAACUUUGAACGAGACACGCUGGACGUGGCUCUAAGGAAGUUUCUUGCUCAAUUUUCGUUGACUGGCGAGACUCAAGAGCGUGAGCGUGUACUCGUUCAUUUUUCUAAAAGAUACCUUGAUUGCAAUCCGGGAUCUUUCAAUUCUCAAGAUGCCGUGCAUACACUAACCUGUGCAAUCAUGUUGCUCAAUACCGACUUACAUGGCCAAAAUAUUGGCAGAAAAAUGUCAUGCUCUGAAUUCAUAGAAAAUCUUUCAGAGCUUAAUGACGGUGACAACUUUCCGCGCGAAGUAUUGAAGCAGCUGUAUAAUGCCAUAAAAUCUUUUCCUUUGGAAUGGGCUCUUGACGAAGAAGGUGAUGAAGUUGCAUCUCAGGCAAUGCAACAGGGAGAUAGUCCAGUUAUAUCCGCUAGUGGAAAUCCAUUUCUUGAUGUGCCAAACGUUACUGGCGCUACAGAGUUCAAAAAAGGCUACGUCAUGCGCAAGUGCUGUUACGAUGCCAACGGAAAAAAAACUCCAUUUGGCAAAAGGGGUUGGAAAAUGUAUUAUUGUACAUUAAGGGAACUUGUAUUAUAUUUGCACAAAGAUGAACAUGGCUUCCGUAGUGACAGCUUGCACAAUGCCAUACGUAUUCAUCAUGCACUAGCAACGAAAGCGUCCGACUAUACAAAAAAGCAACAUGUUUUUAGGUUGCAAACUGCUGAUCAAGCCGAAUACCUCUUUCAAACUAGUGAUUCCAAAGAAUUGCAAUCUUGGAUAGAUACAAUAAACUUUGUCUGUGCCAGUUUCUCCUGUCAGCCGCUUGCCGGCGCGGUAGGUUCUCAACGAAAGUUUCAACGGCCUUUGCUUCCAUGCAGUCAUACAAAAUUAAGUCCAAGGGAACAACUUCGCGAUCAUGAAGAUAGGGUCAAUAAGUUGGAAGCUGAGUUGGAUGAACAUAGGCGACAUCCGCCGGAAAGGGGCGCAAAGGCUCUAACAGUACAGAAUUAUAAAGAAAAAGACGCGUAUUUACAUUAUGAGCUUAAAAGGUACAAAACAUACGCGUAUUUAUUACGCUCAAGAUUAGCUUACACGGAAAUUGAGUCAUCUCUAGCGGAGAGCAGUAUUGGGGAGGUUGAUGAAGGUAGCGGUGCUUUCAUGAAUAUUGAUGUAGCAUUGGUGCCACCUCCAGUUCCAGACCGACCAACCACAAAUAGGUACAGUUACAGGGCUGCCAUUUAUAAUCGUAAUCUUUUAAAUGAUCAGGAUUACAGUGGGGACAUUGGUUGACGUGUAAUGGGUGUCUUUUCCGCAUGUGUGGUCUAGUUUAAUCUACAUACGCAGAUGCUUAACCAGCAGAAUACUUUAUUGAAAAUGAGACAUUUAAGUCAGCAUUUUAUUUUGACAAUUUCUAAUUCCGUGAAUUGCGGACCACCGAGACUGCCAAAUCACUUGUAACUAGAUUUUAACUGUUUUUUUUUUAAAGUGCGCAAAGUCCUUGUGGCGGAAAUCAAAAAUGACCAAGCUCAGUUGCGUCUGGAUUUAUCUGCGUAUUUGGAUCUCUAGUCCAACAUGCCAAUGAUUAGAUGGUUAAUGGAUCAGGGCUUAGAACUAAUACAUUACAGUAUUGUACAUUGAUUACUAAUGAAAUAACAAAUUAAUACAUAAUUGAUACACUUUAAGAAAUUUAUUGCCUUACGAUUAUUCUCAAUUCAAUUUUGUUUAAGUGUUAACAUACGAAAUACUAAUGAUUAAUCAUAAUAACUGUCCAGACCAAUUUGAGCAUUAACAAAAAAUUAUUACGAAAAAAUGUUGUGCAUUUAGUUUCAUACUAUUUUUUAACUAAAUUUUAAUGCAGUUUUUUUCUUUACUUUUUUUGAAAUACGUUUUAGAACUACGGGCUUCCAUUAUAUUCUUAACAUUUGCAAUUUAUUUGAAUACUCUAACGAGGUAAAAAUUUUAUUAAAUUCAGCCAGAAAUUUUAAUUUUUCCACGUAUUGUGGUUUCCAAUAUCACAAGGGCGUACCAUUUAAAUUGCAUUUGCAUUAAAUUAGAAAUUUAUCGAUUAUUAAUAAAUUCGUAACGCUCGAUGAAAAUCAGUAUUAAACUUUUUCUUAUUAAAAAUCAAUGUAUAAUCUACCUUGAUAAUUGAGAAAUGAUUUCUAAAUACUCAAAAUAAAAAAACUUGCGACACUUUACACUUUGAACUACGAAUAAAAUCUAUCCUAGAAAAGUAAUUUUCUCAAAGAAAAAAUUUUAAAUAAAAUUUGAAACAAUUAAACGGCUAAUGUCCCCUGAAGAACUUUUUCAUAUCAAAUGAAAAACGUGAAAUCAGUUAGACAUAUAAUAUAUACAUAGGACAUAAAUUAGUGUUUCUUAAUUUUUAUAAACAAAAUUUUUUUAUUUUGUUUUUAAAAGCUAUUUCUUAUGUCAAAAUAUAAUUAUCAAAUACGAUUUUCUAUUAUUAAAGUACUUUUGAUAUUAAAUAGAUAUUUAGAUUAAACAUUUAAUUACGAGAUUUUCAUCCAAGUUAUAUUUAUAUCUUUUUAAGUUGGCAAGGCUGUGUAUAAAAUUUCAUUCUUAAGAAGUAAUAAAUUUAUACUUGGAUCUGUUAAAUUUAGAUGAAGUAAUACCGUAUAGGCAUUUUUAUCAAGCGUAAGAGAAACUUGAUUAUUCGCUUUUAAGAUUUUUCAUUCAUGUUCAUUUAUUUAUAUUUUUCCUAGUAUAUUUGUUUUUGCUACGUUAGGUGAGCCAAAGUUUUCCUUAGUGAAAGUUGAGUUAAUUAUAAUAAAAUUUAAGACUGGACUUGUGUACUUGAGAAACUAUGAAAACGAGUGUUUGUUGUUGUAUAUUUUCUACAAAUUUUUAGGCUUACUAAAAUAAUGAUUGCGUCCAAACUGUUAAAUCUAGAAUCAUGAUCGUUAAGUUUUAUACGAAUUUCUUUUAGAAAAUAUUCAUCCAACAGACAUACGUUUUCGAAUAUAAUAGUUAUUAUUAAUAAUAUGCAAGGUAGACUUAUCUCAAUGGUGAUAUAAAAAGGCGAAUAUUUUUACUUGGGUAGCUAGCACAUUUUAUAAUUUGUUGUAGUGCUAAAAUAUUUUGUUUAAUAUAAAUUUUUUUAAAUUCAAUUGGUUGAUUAUGUGAAAAUGAGUAACUGCUAAAGAUUUUGAACUAUUUGACAAAAUGAAGUUGCAAAAAUUGUAAAAUUAAAAAUUACAAACUAUAUAUUGCCAUAUAUUUUUUCGUUGCGCAGCUUACGAGCUAAUUUAUUAAAUUUAAGUUAGAAGAUAGAUUUACAACUGUUAAUUUUUUAUACUUGAAAUACGAUAAAUUAAGUAGUGCAACUACUGCUCUUCUUGUUACCGAUGCCUUUACAUUAAGUUUACUUAUAUUAUAAUAUAGUUUAAUUUUUUCACUAUUCAUUAUUUAUGAUGGAUUUUGUAUCAUCUAUGGUCAAUAUGCUUUUUAUAAAUAAUACUUACAAUAUUAAAAUUAUAUAUCUAUACAUCUAAUAAGCUCAAUUUCUAUAGAAGAAAACUGAACUUGCCAUGAAUAAUUCGAUUAAUUAAAAACAAUCAAUCCAUUUAUAAAUUCACUUAUUUACCAUGAAAGCAAAAGUAAAUCAUAUGGACUAUAGAUCUAACUGAACUCAAGACAAUUUACUGCCCUGUUCCGCAUUUUUACAUUGUAUGUUUUUGUGAAUAUAAUUUAUCACGCGGCUAGGCCUUUGAAUCACUUUUUCUUGUUAUUAUUUAUAAACUAUUUAUUUGUAUAAGUUCGGAAAAUUUUCAUUAAUUGCGUUUAAAAUUCGUAAAUGAUAAUUAACUCCUUGUAUAUAAAACUGUAAUAUAUGUGGAUAAUAUAUUAUGAAAUAAAGAUCAAACUUAAAACUAUGCAAA
Molecule: messenger RNA, 6654 nt
Organism: Nasonia vitripennis (jewel wasp)
Lineage: Eukaryota; Metazoa; Arthropoda; Insecta; Hymenoptera; Pteromalidae
Gene: Efa6
Exons: 12
Coding region: 581-4045 (1154 amino acids)
Biological process (GO): regulation of ARF protein signal transduction
Molecular function (GO): guanyl-nucleotide exchange factor activity; protein binding; phospholipid binding
Source: RefSeq, a predicted model, not a curated record